GUGCGCAGACUCCGUCCCCGCCGCAGCUCACUGCGUUUCCGUAGCCAGCUUGCUACCCGCUGAGCUCGGGCUGCUGGCGGACGGCUCACGGAAGCGAUUGAUCCUGGUCGACUAACGCCGAAGCUGGCCGCAUAAAUGGCGGAUUAACGCUGACAUUGGGAAGGACCCGCUGAGUGAGUGCUCGUGAGCCGGGCGCGUUUGGAGAGUGCGCUGGCAACACCCCCCCCCCCCCCCCCCGUGACAUGUGAAAUGUGUCCAGAAAGAUUUUAAGUGUGUUAUUUUGGGCUAACUAGCUAGCAUACCCCCUCGGACCAGUAUAUGGUAGCUCGCUGCACCUGUUUCUCCUGCCAUCGCCACUGCACCGGGGGAAAAUGAAGAAGUUCAACAUUAGGAAGGUGCUGGACGGCUUGACAGCGGCGUCUUCCUCCUCCUCCUCCUCCUCCUCCGCGACCGCUCAGCCGGGUGCUCCCAGGGAGAGCGACGCCGUGCAGGAGACCCUCCAGUCGGAGCAUUUCCAGCUUUGCAAGACUGUGCGUCAUGGCUUCCCAUACCAACCGUCCUCAAUGGCUUUUGACCCCGUGCAGAAAAUCCUGGCCAUUGGGACUCAGGCUGGAGCUUUGAGGCUCUUCGGCCGCGCCGGUGUGGAGUGCUACUGCCAGCACGAGAGCGGGGCCGCCGUCAUCCAGCUCCAGUUCCUGAUCAACGAGGGGGCGCUGGUGAGUGCCUUAGCGGAUGACAGCGUCCACCUGUGGAACCUGAGGCAAAAGAUCCCAGCGAUCCUGCAUUCGCUCAAGUUCAGCAGGGAGAGAAUCACAUACUGCCACCUGCCCUUCCAGAGCAAAUGGCUGUACAUCGGCACAGAAAGAGGAAACAUCCACAUCGUCAACGUGGAGUCCUUCACUCUCUCAGGCUACGUCAUCAUGUGGAACAAAGCCAUCGAACUAUCCACUAAGACGCACCCAGGGCCUGUUGUGCACAUCAGUGACAACCCUAUGGACGAGGGAAAGCUUCUUAUUGGAUUUGAGUGUGGGGUUGUGGUGUUAUGGGACUUGAAGUGCAAAAAGGCUGACUAUCGCUACAACUAUGAUGAGGCGAUCCACUCAGUCGCCUGGCACCAUGAGGGUAAACAGUUCGUUUGCAGCCACUCUGACGGCACUUUGACCACGUGGAACAUACGAGCCCCUGCCAAGCCCGCGCAGAUCAUCACGCCACAUGGAAAGCAGCCUAAGGAUGGAAAAAAGCCAGAACCAUGCAAGCCUAUCCUGAAAGUGGAAUACAAAACAACAAGGGCUGGGGACCCAUUCAUCGUCCUGUCUGGAGGACUGUCUUACGAUACGGUGGGGAGGAGGGCUUGCCUCACCGUGAUGCAUGGGAAGAGCACAGCCGUCCUGGAGAUGGACUACCCCAUUGUGGAUUUCCUAACGCUGUGUGAAACCCCAUAUCCAAACGACUACCAGGAGCCUUAUGCUGUGGUGGUCCUACUGGAGAAGGACUUAGUUGUAAUAGAUCUCGGACAGAUUGGGUACCCAAUAUUUGAGAAUCCAUAUCCUCUGUGUAUCCAUGAGUCCCCAGUGACCUGCUGUGAGUACUUUGCCGACUGCCCUGCUGAACUCAUUCCUGCACUUUAUUCUGUUGGAAGCCGGCAAAAGAGACAAGGUUACAGCAAGAAGGAAUGGCCCAUUAGUGGUGGAAACUGGGGCCAAGGCACUCAGAGUUACCCAGAGAUCAUAAUGACGGGACACGCUGACGGGUCGGUCAAGUUUUGGGAUGCUUCUGCGUUAAUGCUUCAAAUGCUGUACAAGCUUAAGACUGCUAAGGUGUUCGAGAGGGCUCGCAGUAAGGACGAGAAGCCAAGUACAGACAUAGUAGAUGAGGACCCGUUCGCCAUCCAGGCCUUGUCGUGGUGCCCUGAGAGCAGGAUGCUCUGCAUAGCUGGAGUGUCUGCCCACGUCAUCGUUUAUAGGUUCAGCAAACAAGAAAUUACCACGGAAGAGGUGCAGCUUCUGGAAGUGCGGAUGCAGAGCGACUUCAAUGAUGUGGACUCUCCUGAGGCGGCGGGGGAGCACACCCCCACCAUGCCGACCCCCGGCGCAUCCUCCAGCCCUCAGGAGAGCGAACCUCCCCUUCAGCCCACCACAGGCUGCAACUCUACAGACGGACCACGGGACAAUAUACCAUGCCUACAGGUGCGGAGCUCCCCGCUGAAGCAGUCUCCGGGCUACCAGGUGAAGCUGGUGAUCCAGCUGGUGUGGGUGAGCGGGGAGCCUCCUCAGCAGAUCACCAGCCUGGCCAUCAACUCCUCCUACGGCCUUGUGGUGUUUGGAAACAGUAACGGCCUGGCCGUAGUGGACUACCUCCAGAAGACUCUGCUUCUCAACAUUGGCACAUCGGAGCUGUACAGCCCAUCGGAGCCCUACCAGAGGCAGCCUCGGUCCCCGCGCAAAGCUCGGCAGCCCUCUGGAGACAUUCCAAAUGUGGCGUCUUACAUGUCCAGACUUUCUAACUUGUACACAGAGUCUGUGAAAAAGCUGCGCUCAUCUCAUUUCACCCUUUGCGAAGCCAACGAUGGGUCCAACACCUCAGAUGACCGCAAAUCGCCUACUUCGGGACCUACCUCACCGUGCAAUUCAGACGAUGAACGAAAGCAGAAGUUCAUAGACAAGGUGAAGUUGAAAAGCAGACGCUUUUCCAAGACGGUUGCCAGUGACUUUGCCAAGAUGUCACGGAAAAUUAGCUCGUCUGGUGAUCAAAAGCCAGAGCAGGAUGGCAAGGACAACUCGUUCACCCGCUCACGUAGUUCAAGUGUAACCAGCAUAGACCGAGAAUCGCGAGAAGCCAUCUCGUCUUUUCACUUCUGUGAGAGUUUCCCCCGCAAGACGGACAGCCUGCUCAGUCCCUGUCUGCUGGUGGGCACCACCCAGGGCUUCGUGAUAAUGGUGGCCCUCAGCCUGCCGCCUGCUGGGGACCAGAGGCUGCAGCAGCCAGUCUGCAUCUCCUCCUGUGGGACUCUAAUGAGACUUAAAGGAGGUAUUUUGACCAUGGCCCUACUGGAUAGCACUGGAACUCUGCUGCCCCCUUCCUACGAGUUAUGGUAUGACCCAAACACGUCUGAUGAGGAGAAGGAGAAAGAGAGGGAGAAGAGCCGGAGGCGCAGGCCAGCGUCGUCACCCUCAUCACAAGAGGGUCAAGACUCCCAGUUUGCUGUGCUGUGUUCAGAGAAACAGGCCAAAGUGGUGGCUGUGCCCUCUCAGACCUGCCUCUACAAGCACAGCAUCACGGAGACCUCUUUUGUGCUGAGGGCUGAUGUUGUGCAGAUGGCUGGAACUAACUGCGUCGCCUGUUUCUGUGCUAAUGGGCACAUCAUGACUCUGAGUUUACCCAGUCUGCGGCCUCUGCUGGAUGUGAACUACCUGCCGCUGACAGACAUGCGGAUAGCCCGUACGUUCUGCUUUUCCAACCUGGGUCAGGCUUUGUACCUUACCUCGCCCACUGAGAUCCAGAGAAUCACCUACAGCCAGGAGACCUGCGACAACCUGCAGGAGAUCAUCAGUGAGUUAUUUACACCUGUGGAGACACCCGAGGCUCCAAACAGAGGUUUCUUCAAAGGACUUUUUGGUGGAGGCGCCCAGUCUCUGGACAGGGAGGACCUCUUUGGCGAGACCACGGCUGGUAAGGCCUCCCGUAGCCUGGCCCAGCACAUUCCUGGCCCUGGCAGCAUGGAGGGCAUGAAGGGGGCAGCGUCGGGGGUUGUGGGAGAUUUGGCCCGUGCCCGGAUAGCCCUGGACGAGAGAGGGCAGAAGCUGGGCGAGCUGGAGGAGAGGACAGCAGCCAUGAUGGCCAGCGCAGAGUCCUUCUCCAAACACGCCCAUGAUAUGAUGCUGAAGUACAAAGAUAAGAAGUGGUACCAGCUCUGAUGGCAGCGCGCGGAGCAUCAGACUCUGUAAUCACGCACACCACUAUCUCUGAGGAGCUGCAGGUCUCUCUUCUUCUCUCCAUUUCUCUCUGCGGGGGGGGGGGGGUUCUGCUCGGCAGAGUCAUGCUUUUAUUCUCAGCACAAUAUCAUACACUCUGCAUUAGCUCAGUCACCGGAGGACCGCCGCAGAGUUCACACUGGCUGACCCAGCGUAAUGAGAAUGGGAACAAAUGGAAGAAGAGAAGCUCUUAGGAAAUCUCUCUUUCCAUUUCACCUGACAGGGAUGAUGUUCGUUUAACAUCAGUCCACAGAACAGGAGAGAUGGGACCUUUCAUAUCCAUCAGUCAUGCACUCACUCACACACACAUACACAUAUAUAUAGAUAUAUACACACACACAUACAUGCUGUUUUGUUCUAAAAGAGAAAAGACAAUUCUGCUAAUCAUGUACUUGCUGUGGCCUGAUUGCAGUUGUUCUUUUUUUCUUUCUCUUCCCUUUAUGGUGUCUGCCAAACACAGUGGACUUAAAUGAGGAGAAAAGUCUGAUGAUCCCUUGUCCUUCAAAUCUAAUCAAGCUAACGUUGAUCUGUGUUUCUAUAUGAAUGAGUCAAUCAGUGAAGGACUAUAUGUUGUGUCUAAAUAAUUUAACUUUGUCCAUCUGCUUGUGUCAUUAUUUGUCUAGACAGGGCCUUUCAUGCACUUAACAGUUAACAGUUAAAAAAUGGAUCAGGAGAUGAUUGAUGAAUCUGUUGCCUCUCAUUGAAUAAGGGCUGGUAGUACAUUAGUUGUCAUUGACAAUUUAUUUUGCAGCAUUGUCCAACCUAGUUCUUUUAGGUGAGAAAGAUAAAUGCCGUGUUAUCAGAGUGUCACUUUUUUAUUUAAAAUUAGAUUAUUUAUUGAGUAUAAUAUACUCGAUAAUAGUUAGGAAGAAAGAAAAAGUUUGUAUGCUGGUCGAUUCUUUUUUUGUCUAUUUAUCAAUUGAAUGAGCAAAAAACAUACUAAUAAUGUUUACCCCAGACAAAGUUUACAUGAUCUAUUGAUACACUAGAAACCCUCUGUAGAUCUAGCUUUCCUCCAGCUUUAAGGAGGCUGUCACUAGGACAUGUAUGAUGAAGGAUGAUGUGAAGGGGCAAGAAAAAAGAUUGCCCUCGAUAUAAUUAGCGAGUGUAUAUUUUGGUUACAAUAUCACAGGUUUAUUAUAAUAAAGAUUCUAUCAACACAUUAGUAUUCAAAUUAGUUUUUUGGCGUUCUGUCAUAACGGGUUCAUUUUGUCUUAUUUCUUGGUGUGUAGAGAAAAAAAAGCAUGUGUCUCUCACAGCGCAAUGGAAAAGGUAACGCUGUCUUUGUGUUCGUAGCUGCCAGUCGAAGUGACCGAGCACCGUGGCUGCUGGUCAUAUCUCUCUAACCCAUUCACUUAAAAACUCCUUCUCUUCUGCCUUUGCCUCACGACGCAUAUAUGCUAAGCUCUACCUUUGUGUAUAUUUGUGUGUUUGUGAACAUACAUAUAUUCAGGAAUAUGUGUAUGGGCGCCAAUAUUUAUAAUACCGCAUAGAAAUAGUGUAUAGGUCCCUUGAGGUUUUUUUAUUUUUGCUUGACAGUGUUUUGUGAUUAACUAGAAUUCUAUUGUAUGUUUAUUUCCUAUUCAUGAGUUGCAGGGAUAUGCUGCUAUUUGUGUCCAUGUAGGAGCAUUAUCUGUUGGUCUUUUUGAUAAGAGGAAACUUUGUCAGUCCAGAUUGCUGCCAAAUGUUGUAAAUAACGGGACAGCUGGGCACAAAUCUGACAGCGCAGGUUCAGGCAUUGUGACAUACUGUAUGCUUGCGGCCAUGUUACUUUUCGACACCAAAGAGUUGCUUAAUUUCACGGAGUUGUCUUGAUUUUCUGAAAUGGUAAGAAUCUGUCUGGAUACCUUGGGCAGCACUCAAGUCAAGAGGUCUACUGUGUUUAUUGAGGGGAAGUAGAUUGGCUUUAGUUUCUUUAUGGCCAUGACACCCUCAGUUAUUUUGUCCCAAUCUGCUGUACGCGUUUUUAGAAGACGGGCACAAUUAAUUAGAAGAGUUUUUUUUCAAAGUGAGGUGGUCAGACUAGAUGAAAAUAGUGGGGCUAUUUGAGAUAGUAGAGUUUAUUAAAUUAUAUAUAGAUAUAUUAUAAAUUCAACCAAAAAAAGGUUUUUAACCAAGAUGGAAAUACAGCAUUUUGAAAUACAAGCCUUUAAUUUUAGCUUAUUGAUUUUAAUAUACUCUCUACUGUUGAGAUGAUGUUUAUGUGGGGUUUGCACUAUUUUUUUGUACUUAAAAUAUUUUUGUUAGUAUGAUUUUUAAUGUUCCCUGUCUCUUGUCCCGUUCUUUUAUUUUUUUUAAUUUUUAACAGGACCAAAACAUGUUAGAACCUAUGUUUAGCUACACCAUUUGCCAGUUAUGCUUCACGCUCAGACAGUAACAUAUAUUCAUUUCGAAAACACAUAAUUAGCCAUCAUUUGGACUUAAAAAACAUUUCUGGUUAUACUGAACAUACUCAAGCUUUGCAACUGCAAAAGGGUCAUGUCCUCUCGACGGCCUCGACUCUAAAGUGCUUCAGUUUGCAACAUAUACUGUAUGUCUCAAAUGGUCUCUUUUUGCACAUUGAAGGAUGCAUGAUAUUAAGUGUUUACAAACUUGAAGCACUAUGUAUUAUCCCUCUUAGAGAUUGUCUGAUCGGGCAUCCCUAUUUACCACCAUUCUGAACAAAACCGAAGAGCUCGUCACACAUCCGACACAUGCCCAAUUUCCAUUUGAUCAUGCCAGUCGUAAAUUGAGAGAUUAUACUGUAUGUAUUAUAUUGGUACAUCUGUUUGUUACUGUUUGCGUCAUUGAAAACUCUUGCUUUCCCGGCACUUUAAAAAUGCAUCAAUAUCAACGCGAGGCUCACAGCACCAAGCAGGGGAGCUUAAGGGUUUCUCAUUUCCCAUACUUCCAUCCAUCUGUCUUCUGGGAUGAAUAUCUGUGAAGUUGCAGUAUUUUCUCAUAGUAGGCAAUUUUUGUACAGUUUUAUUAAAAUAAAUUUCACAUGGAUGUCUGACUUAAUCUGCUGCCACAAACAAUUUAGACUGUAGAUACAGUAUAUAUAGAUAUUGUGCAAUGGAAAAUAAAUGUAAAACUAAUCGUAA
Betta splendens (Siamese fighting fish) is the source of this 7054-nucleotide messenger RNA. It is a transcript of the gene stxbp5b, whose product is annotated as syntaxin binding protein 5b (tomosyn). Bases 372 to 3914 code for a protein of 1180 amino acids. The record is from RefSeq and is a predicted model, not a curated record. Gene Ontology annotation, cellular component: SNARE complex; cytoplasm; plasma membrane. Gene Ontology annotation, molecular function: myosin II binding; GTPase activator activity; syntaxin binding. The transcript is spliced from 29 exons. NCBI's taxonomy places the organism in Eukaryota, Metazoa, Chordata, Actinopteri, Anabantiformes, Osphronemidae. Gene Ontology annotation, biological process: regulation of protein secretion; regulation of exocytosis.